ACAUGCACCAAUCCCAUGUAUAUAAGACAAUAAAGUAAUGUUUGAUAAAAAUUCACGAACUAAUUAACAAACGAAGAGAGAUGGCGAGUAGUAGUUCGUCGAGUUAUGGGAUUGAGCAACUUCAAAAAGAAUGUUACUAUGAGUGGGUGAGUUUACAAGCAAAACACAUAGUUGAUCUCAAAGAAGCACUCAUGAGGCAAAGAUCAAACGCCUACAAUUAUCACAAACUCGAAGAGCUCGUUGGUAAAAUCGUCAACGACUUCCAAAGCUAUGCCAAAAGACGAUCGGAGCUGACAGACAAAAGCUGCUCUAGCUACUUUGCACCGUCGUGGAACUCAUCUCUAGAGAAUGGUCUUCUAUGGAUGGGAGGAUGUCGUCCUUCAUCUUUCGUUAGAGUUAUAUACGCUCUAUGUGGAUCUUGUGCUGAAGCUCAUCUUUCUCGGUAUCUCCUCCAGAUGGAUGAAAACAUCGAUGAUGGGCAUGAUGGUGAUAGUUCCAUGAGUGAUCUCACCGCGACUCAGCUUGAGAAAAUCAAUGACUUACAUGUAAAGGUCAUAAGGGAAGAAGAUGAGAUAACCAAGAAAUGUGCGAAUUUGCAAGAGGAUGUUGCGGAUAUGCCAAUCGCCGUCACGGCUUUCGGGAGGGACUCCGUUGACGCUGAUGCGGCGGUUGAAAAUGCUUUAGAUAAGCAUGAAGAGUGCAUGGGGGUUUUAAUGGCGGAGGCUGAUAAGGUGAGGCUAGAGACGGUUAGGAGGAUUGUGGAGGUUUUGACUCCGGUUCAAGCGGCGUACAAUUUUGAAACUUCGAGCCCUAUCAAACAAAUCAUAGGGCUCGAAGUUUCAAAAGAUGACAUGUACAAUUCCGGAAUGAAGUAA
This is a messenger RNA of Brassica napus (rape), 875 nucleotides long. RefSeq names its product protein DOG1-like 3. The record is from RefSeq and is a predicted model, not a curated record. Gene Ontology annotation, biological process: DNA-templated transcription. NCBI's taxonomy places the organism in Eukaryota, Viridiplantae, Streptophyta, Magnoliopsida, Brassicales, Brassicaceae. The transcript has a single exon. Bases 81 to 875 code for a protein of 264 amino acids. Gene Ontology annotation, molecular function: sequence-specific DNA binding.